AUGCCACAAUUAGUACCAUUUUAUUUCUUAAAUCAAUUAGUAUAUGGUUUUGCAUUAGUUACUAUUUUAUUAGUAUUAUUUGCACAAUACUUCUUACCACAAAUUUUAAGAUUAUAUGUAUCAAGAUUAUUUAUUUCAAAAUUAUAA
Molecule: messenger RNA, 147 nt
Organism: Kluyveromyces lactis
Lineage: Eukaryota; Fungi; Ascomycota; Saccharomycetes; Saccharomycetales; Saccharomycetaceae
Source: the annotation of a RefSeq genome assembly